Messenger RNA from Rangifer tarandus platyrhynchus (Svalbard reindeer), 726 nucleotides. The record is from the annotation of a GenBank genome assembly. Lineage: Eukaryota; Metazoa; Chordata; Mammalia; Artiodactyla; Cervidae.
AUGUGCCUCCCUCUCAGCCCAGAGGGAAAUUCACAGGCUCCCCGUGAGCCGGGCAGCCCCGAGCGGCUGCUUCCCGCAGGCCGGAGCUUUCAGCGUCUCGCAGUGGUGCCUCCCUGGGCGGCUCCUGGCUUACUGAGAGGAGGGCACCCUGUGGCUUCCCAAGGCCCCUGUCCCAGACGACCUGUCUCAGGCCAGCGGGAAACGCAGGAACCUCUAGAGACCAAGCACGAGACCCAGGUUGUCUCCCCGGGGCUCCGGGGAGGGUCUUCCAGCCUCCCCCAGCUGCUGGGGGCUCGGGUGCCCCGGGCCCAUGGCCUCACCAGCAGCCUCGCCGUCAGGGAGGCCGUGUCUGCCUCUCCCCACGAGGCCCUGGGAGGCGCCUUCCAGCCUCAUCCGUGCUCUCAGAGUCCUCCUCUCGCCACCCCCGCCACGCCUUUCCCACAGCUCCAAGGGGGCGCCCUGUCGCCCACCACAUCCUCUGUCCACUCAGCGGCCCCCGUGGGUGCGGGCGCAGCUUGCGACCCUGUCCGGCUGGGCUGGGGGUCCGGGGUGAGGACGGCUACCUGCCGCGCAGGGAGGCUGCGCACGCGGCCGGGGCCCCCGCAGCACUUUCAGCCUCUCGAGGUGGCUCUCCUGGGAACUGAAGACAGCGGCCAGGAAGCCAGCCCGGAAACGCUGCAGCCUGGCUCCUGGCGGCCACCCCACCUCGCCCCGCCGGAGCCGUGA